Molecule: messenger RNA, 2406 nt
Organism: Colletotrichum orchidophilum
Lineage: Eukaryota; Fungi; Ascomycota; Sordariomycetes; Glomerellales; Glomerellaceae
Product: ATPase
Exons: 4
Coding region: 1-2406 (801 amino acids)
Molecular function (GO): ATP hydrolysis activity; ATP binding
Source: RefSeq, a predicted model, not a curated record
AUGGGUGGCCAAGCUGAUAAUACCAUUGACGAUGACACCGGUUCCACUGUCAGUUUCGAGGAAGUUGACUACAGGCGCACUUCGAAACAAAGCCAGGCUCUCGUAACCAAGAGAAGCCUGGAGAAGGAGACACCGUCAGACAUCCUGUAUGUUCUGCAAUACUUGGGUAUUGGCGGUAAGGUCAUCGACAGCCGAGAGAGCAGCAAUCCAUUCAAAGAGAUUCCCGACUACGGCAAGAAGGACGGUGAGAUCACUCAGCGGACCGUCAAAUCUGUGCUCGAAAUCGUGACAAAGGUCAACACCGGCUCCAAGAUCGGACGUGUGCGUCGUCGAUCUCCACACAUCACUUAUCCCGACCAUGAUGACUAUGACACAGUUUCGUCAGACAGCGAGAGCGAAGGGCGCACGAAGCCCAUGAAGAUUGAACGCACGCAGAUGAUCAUACACUCGCCGCACCUCAUCAACGCAUUAAAGGCGGUCGUAGCUUACUAUCCCAAUGUCAAUCUACUGGGAGACAGGGUGACCAUCGAUGCUCCUUAUCGCGUUAUCGUACAUCAUGUCGACGCCCUCAGACAGUACAGAUUUCACCAACCUGCCGGCCACUCCACCGAGUACGCGCGUAUCACGGCGAACCACGUGGAUGUUCUUCUCAGCUUCAUCGAUCAGGCGGUUGGUGAAUCUGUCCGCAGUGAACAAGAACGUCAUCACCGCAACAUCCCAGUUGCAACCUUUCAGAACUUCUGGAUGGCGCUCAAGCCCGGCGAGGUCAUCUAUGUCAACCACGACGACCUCUGGGAGCCCUACGUCAUCAGCAGCACUUUUCAGGAUGUCAAUUUGAGUGGGCGCAACCGUCACUUGCAGGUGGUUGGCUGGGUUCUCGAGAUGGGCCACAAUCGGAUGAACCGAAAGAUGUCCAAGUUCACCAUCCCUUCGUGGACCGGCGAGCAAACCAUAUCUUCUCUGAAGGUCAUACCAGCUCGCUUCUUCCAGGACGACCCAACGGCGAUGCUCCAGAAGCAACUCAGGCUUGGAAAGCUGUACUGGGAGCUUCUUCAACGUCCAACUUAUAUGGAGUACGAUGGCAUGCUUGUGCAGGCCCAACCGGGAUCUCACUCGGGUCCAAUAUUCUGUCGUGGCCCAUCUGGAUAUAUGACUGGUCGAGUUAUUUGCGAUGCCGAGGGUUUCGGUCGUUUCAACUUCCGCGCACCCGAAAACCGGAACGGCCCACCGGGCCCGCCACGUGGACCGGCACCACCCGGUAUGAUGCCGGUCCAGCAUCAUGGAUCACCGCCUGCCGAAGACCAUCUUCCGCAUUUCCUUCCACGUUGCGGCUGCAAAGAAUGUACCACUGAAACCGACCGCACCGACUUGUCACCCUUCGCGGGCUUCGACAACAUCAACCCUCGGACGUCACCGGCCCCUACCUCCGAGAUCUUCUACAUUGCCUGCACUAACAUCAUUCCGGCCUUCCUUCUCGGCGACCGCCGUUGGGGCCACUUGAACGUCGAUCACUUGAAGCCUGUCAUCACGGACCGCGAAGCAUUCAAGUACCUCGUCCUGGACGAUGAGAUCAAGAUGACGGUCAAGGCUCUCAUCGGCAAGUUUGCGGCAACCGAAUCCGGCAAGGUCUCCCCGUGGGCCAACGACUUCAUCAAGAACAAGGGCGAAGGCCGCAUCUUCCUCCUUCACGGUGCUCCCGGUGUCGGCAAGACCUGCACCGCCGAGUGUGUCGCAGAACUAACCAACCGCCCCCUCAUCUCCCUCACCUCGGGAGACCUCAGCGUCAACUCGCACAGCGUAGAGCACAACCUCUCCUACUUCCUCGAGCUCGGCCAACGCUUCGGCGCCCUCGUCCUGCUCGACGAGGCAGAUGUUUAUCUCGAGCGCCGCCGUGCCAAGGAUAUUGCCCGCAACGGUCUCGUCUCCGUCUUCCUCCGCGCGUUAGAGUACUACCGCGGCGUGCUCUUCUUAACCACCAACCGCGUCCAGGCCUUUGACGCGGCUUUUACAUCGCGCAUCCAUGUCGCGUUGCACUACAAGAAUCUGACGGACGAUGAUCGUGAGCGCAUCUGGGCCAACAACUUUGAGCGCCUCGACAGGGACUCUAGCGGCCGCGUACGUGUCGCCGUCGCCACCCGCGAAUAUGUCUACGACUCACGCGACGUCCGCGCCUUGCGCUGGAACGGGCGCGAGAUCCGCAACGCGCUGCAGACGGCGCUCGCGCUCGCCGAGAGCGAUGCCGCGGAGGAGGGCACCGACCGCAUCUGCGUCACGGAUAAGCACCUGCGGGCCGUUGUCAAGAUGAGCCGCGGGUUCAGGGACUACCUCCGCAGUGGUGACGUCUAUGACGGGGAGAGCGAGGUCUGCGAGAGCGAGGGUGAAGAUGGUGGCAUUUAUUCUGAAUGA